Magallana angulata is the source of this 1966-nucleotide messenger RNA. Its product is annotated as cytochrome P450 2C15-like. The transcript has 8 exons. Bases 131 to 1630 code for a protein of 499 amino acids. Gene Ontology annotation, molecular function: iron ion binding; oxidoreductase activity, acting on paired donors, with incorporation or reduction of molecular oxygen, reduced flavin or flavoprotein as one donor, and incorporation of one atom of oxygen; heme binding. NCBI's taxonomy places the organism in Eukaryota, Metazoa, Mollusca, Bivalvia, Ostreida, Ostreidae. Gene Ontology annotation, cellular component: intracellular membrane-bounded organelle; cytoplasm. Gene Ontology annotation, biological process: xenobiotic metabolic process. The record is from RefSeq and is a predicted model, not a curated record.
GUAUGUAAUCAGAUCUACGUCUUCAGUAGAUACUAUAGUCAUACUGUUUAUAGAUAACUGAGGCUCUCUUGUAUAUCGCUCACCAUUCACAUCUUGCGUUGCUGAAAUCAUUUUCAUAUAUGUAUAUGCGAUGCUGUUCCAUAUUUUACAUUUUGAUUUCUUCAUCAACCCAAUAAUUGGACUGUGCUUUGUUUUCAUGGUGUGUUAUUUCAUCUUUAAGAGGGUCGAGAGUCGUCUACAGUCCCUCCCCGGGCCCACCCGGUGGCCCAUUGUCGGAAACAUCCCGGACCUGGCGUUUACGCGCCAAACUUAUCGCCGUCUGCUGGAGUUUCGCGACAAGUAUGGCGACAUUGUUCAGCUGAGGCUGGGUCCUAACCUGACCGUGGUGGCAGUGUUUGGACACAAGUAUCUGUAUGAACUUCUGGUGGAAAAUGGGGACAAAACGAAAUACAGACCAAGCUGGCUUCACCUACCGAAAAAACUGUUUAGGGAGACCGGUGUGCUGUGGAGCAAUGGAGAGGAAUGGAACUCUCUUCGAAAGUUUACGAUAAACGCUCUCAAGGAAUUGGGAUUUGGAUCUACCAUAGAAAACAGAAUCCAACAGGAGGCAGGGCACCUCAUCAAGGCUAUCCAGUCCGAGGGCAAAACGGAAACUGAUCUGAAAAAGUUUAUUCCAAAGGCUGUUUCAAAUAUAAUUUCUGUGAUCGUGUUUGGUGAUAGAUUUGAAUAUACGGAUGAAGACUUUUUGGAAUUGCUUGAAAACUUAGACUACAUAUUCACACAUUUUGGUUAUCAACAGCCAUCCAUUUUCUUUUCAUUUAUGGAACCGGUGGAUUUUUCUGCACAGAUAAUAUCUGAAAACAUGAAAAAAAUUAAGGAAUAUUGUCGAAAGCAAGUCAAAUGGCAUGAGGAGACUCAAAAGAAGGGAGUGGUUCGAGACUUUGUUGACAUGUACUUAGAACAGAUUGGUACAGAGAAUGGAACAUUGUCAGAGAGGAGUAUGUUCCAGAUUAUAUUUGACCUGUACGCGGCAGGGACUGAGACCUCCUCCACGGGCCUACUAUGGAUAGUCCUGUACCUCAUUAAGUACCCCGUGGUCCAAACCAAGUGUGCGGCGGAGAUCAAACGAGUGAUUGGUCUUGAUACAACAGUGCAAUUUUCUGACAAAGAGAAAUUACCUUACGUUACAGCAACAAUCAAUGAAGUACAGCGGAUAUCAACAUUAGGUGCUUUGAGUCUUCCGAGGUCAAGCUUAGAGGAUGUAGAGAUUGAUGGAAAAGUCAUUCCAAAGAAUUCCGUCAUCAUCCCACAUAUAUAUUCCGCUCACCAUGACAAGACCGAGUGGCAGAAACCGGAAGAAUUCAAACCCGAGCGCUUCAUAGACAAGGACAGACAUAUCAUCAAACACAAGGCAUUCUAUCCUUUCUCUAUUGGUCCUCGUGCCUGUCCUGGUAAACAACUUGGAGAGAUGGAGAUGUUUAUCUUUACUGUUUCUCUGUUGCAAGAAUUUGAAUUCAAGUCAGUUAUCCCCCCUGAUGACCUUGACAUUGAGGGGCUCCAGACAGGGGUAACUCUAGUACCUGCCUCAUAUAAAGUAAAAGUCAACAGUCGCCACAAGAUUACACACUGACUAUUGACAAAUUAAAGAAAAUACAGAGGAGACAUAUAAUAUUGGUUAAUGUUAACCUCAGAACCAGCCAGAUUCAAUAUGAUAACCCAGCAUUUUAAAAUUAAAUGGCAAAAUCAGGUGUGAAUUUUUCAUAGACGUACCUUUUAAAAGCCAUUUUAUUAAUUACAUCCAAAAAAAAUCCUCAUAGGAUUGCACCCUUAGAACACAAAAUAUCAAGAUGAACUGUAAAGAAUUUUUUCUGAAAAUAAAAGGAAACAUCACCAUUACAGGCACGUACCAUCAGGGGAAGAGCACUUUCAAAAAACAAUGCUAUGUGCCUGCAUUAAAACUAUCAUC